Amphibalanus amphitrite is the source of this 1249-nucleotide messenger RNA. Its product is annotated as translation initiation factor IF-2-like. NCBI's taxonomy places the organism in Eukaryota, Metazoa, Arthropoda, Thecostraca, Balanomorpha, Balanidae. Gene Ontology annotation, biological process: regulation of cell cycle. The coding region runs from base 26 to 736 and encodes 236 amino acids. Gene Ontology annotation, cellular component: nucleus. The transcript has a single exon. Gene Ontology annotation, molecular function: cyclin-dependent protein serine/threonine kinase inhibitor activity. The record is from RefSeq and is a predicted model, not a curated record.
UGCAGAGUCAGAGUUGCUGAAGAGCAUGCCACGGAGAGUGUCGUCUCGAGAGAGUACCGCGCCGCGCGCCGAGAACGGCCAGUCCACGACCGAAACCGACCGAGAACUGCGUCUUGGAAGUCAGUCUAGAAGCCACGACGCAGGUCAUCACGCAGGUCACCGCGCAGGUCACGGUCCAAGUCACGGCGCAGGCCCCGCGAUGCCCCCUCAAGAGCCACUGGAUCGGCCAGAACUUCGGCGUCGGCGACGAUCGGACGAUUCUCCAUCAUGGAGCACAGAAUGUCAGCUGGAUUCUGGCACGGGAUCUCUUCCGGGUCUGCAGUCGGUCCUGACUCCGGGCUCGGAGCCGGAGCCGAUAUCCUCCCCGGAGCCGGAGUCGGAGCCGGAGCCGGAGCGACGACACAGCUCUCCGGAGCGAGCUGUCAGAUCUGCCUCCCCAGAGUCGGCCUCUCGACUGGCACGGCGGGCCAAACGGCAGCGGCGACUGCAUGACGAGUCGACACCGACGGCGGCCGACGGGCCGCACCACCGACCCGUCAGGUCAGCGCGACGGUGUCUUUUCGGUCGGCCCGACCACGCCGAGCUGGAUCGAGCCCUCAGAGAGGAGCAGGAAGAGCUUCGGCGAGCCGAGACCCUGCGAUGGAACUUUGAUUUCCACCGCGAGCAGCCUCUGGAGGGCCGGUGGCGUUGGGAGAGGGUAGGUCGGCGAGGCCGCGCGCCUGACCGGACCCCCUGAGAGCGAGAGGGGGAGAAUCGUCUCACCUGGCAUCUCACCGAGGCUGUGGGGAUGUGAGUGUGAGAUGUGAGACUGUGAGAAUGUGUGAUGUAUUACUGGAUGAUGUUUCAGGCUGGAGGUAUAAAAGUGAUGUGGGUGGUGGAGAGCCAGAACGAGUCGAAGCGGUGACUGUAGGUAGGAUAAACAGGGUGUCGGAUCGCGGGCGCGUGUGCAGAAGUGCGCAUGAAAUUGGUAUUCAAUGUCUAAUGAAUGUAAUAGAAUAGAUAACUGUUGACAAAAAGUGCAAAUUUUUGACGAGUCCAUCUAUGUUCUAUUGAGAUAAUGUUGAGUUUUGGUGAAGGUUAUGGUUUGUGAAGGAAAGAAAUGCACUACCGAGAAGUUUUAUGUUGACAGAUAAGAGUUAUAAUAGGUGAUGUUAUGAUUUUGCUGCCAUUUUUGACGCUGUUACCGAUGUGCCAUUAUCUUAUCAGAUGCACAUAUAUUGUUAUAUAAAUAAAUAAUUACACUAAUGAA